Messenger RNA from Oncorhynchus tshawytscha (Chinook salmon), 2606 nucleotides. Its product is annotated as transmembrane protein 240-like. Bases 674 to 1162 code for a protein of 162 amino acids. The record is from RefSeq and is a predicted model, not a curated record. The transcript is spliced from 4 exons. Lineage: Eukaryota; Metazoa; Chordata; Actinopteri; Salmoniformes; Salmonidae.
CAGCCUAUAAUUUGUUUCUCUGAAGGAGUCCAAAAAUGCCUCCGCUAUUAUGAACUGGAUAAUGCACAGUGGGAGGCUCCGUAUUCUCUUUCAGCUGGGCCAAAGUAGCCUAUCCUGUCGGACUAUGAGAAAUGAUAGAUAGCCUGACAAUGAACAAACACCUGCUAGAGGGAGCUAACACGGAAAACGACUUGAUUGGAGAAGAAAACACGAAUCGAUGAUUCCUUGCCUAAUGCUAGUGGAUGCGUCCAGGUAAAUAGGCUACACCAGGAAAUGUGCAGUGGCUGGCAUCACAGCAACGUAUGGAUCGCGACUUCGUCCUGAUAUCAACUGUGUUGCCGUGCUCUGGAAUAGCCUAACAAUUUUUCUGACAUACGCUACAGCUUUCACACCACGCCUCCCCGUUGCACGCACCUCGAUUAACCAUCUUCGCUGGUGCACAGAGUGCUUUUCAAAAGGGAGCGAAAAUGAGACUGGUCCUCAUCUCCUCAUGUCGCGGAGAAAGGAACAUUGGAUAGACGAUGCAAUGAUGGGUAGUUGGACACUGAUGCUGCAUCCAUGAGCGCCUUCACUUCAGGGUGUUGUUUUUGGCACAGGUAUCACAGGAUAGUUCUGGAGGGAAAGCAAAAAACUGGAAGUUUUGAUUCAAUAGUGCACAACCGCCACGAUCUUGAUGAUUUUGGGGGAUUUAUUUGUGAUGGCUGUAGCGUGUCUAACGGACAUGAACGCGCUACUGGACCGCUUUCACAACUAUAUUUUACCACAUUUACGAGGGGAGGAUCACGUCUGCCAUUGCAACUGUGGAAGGCACCAUGUACACUAUGUGAUCCCGUAUGAUGGGGACCAGUCUCUGGUGGACUCUGCAGAGAACUACUUUGUGAGUGACAGUGUGACCAAGCAGGAGCUGGACCUGAUGUUGGGGCUGCUACUGGGCUUCCUCCUCAGCUGGCUGCUGCUGUGCCUGGAUGGGGCGCUGCACGCUGCCCUCAGACGUUGGAGGGCCAAACAGCACCAUGAUGCGUUCUCCUGGUCAUGGGUUCCCCGCUUCUGUAACCUGGGGAGAAGGGUGCACAUGAGAAAGCUAGAGGACUCAAGUGGGAACAUGGUGCACAUUAAGCAGAAGCUGUACCACAACGGACACCCCAGCCCACGCCACCUCUGAGAGCAUUGGACUGGCUGAGACCAUAGACUGAGACCUGCUGACAACUGACCAACCAGACACAAAGGCAGCUAAACAAAGACUAUUCAAGAUAUACCCUUCAAACCAUACUGUUUCUUAUUGCCACUGGAUAGAACACUUUAACUGGCCCAAUGGCCUUCACACACAGUGCAAAACUCCUCACCGUCCAUAUUUUUCUUGACUGGAAAUGAUUUCAUGUAAAAGGAUGUAGGUAAUGGAGGGUCCAGUUAGUAGUGGGGUUAGUAAUUUGAUAAAAGCGUGUCAGUUUUUCAAAAUAGUAUAUAUAUAUAUAUAUAUAUAUUUGGUUUUAGAAUGUGAAUUUUGCUAGAAGUGGGGAUAGGGUGUAUAUUUUGCUUGGGGUUUGUCCGUUUGUAGCAGUUUGUUUAUUUUGCCUGAAUAUGCCCAUUUUGAAAUAAAAAUAUUUAUUUUGCUUGAGGGUGGUCAAAUUUUGAGAGGGAUUUGUGUAUUGGUAGUACUUUGUCUAUUUUAAAAACUUGGCAUGUGAAAGCUGUACUGAAAGGGGCCUAGGGAAUGUAUUUUUCGUGGGUGGGUGUCAUUUCUUUCUUGGUUAUUGAUGUCAAUAAUUACACAUUAUAUGGGGUGUGGAAGAGAACAUAAAUGCUGCCUGCUCAUCUAACUGUGUGGUGUGUACAGUAUAUGCAGUGUGCCAACAUUAAAGAGCCAUUAGGAAUGGCACUGUUGUGUAUGUGUGUGUUGAUAAUUAAGGGGUUAAAGGUUUUAUUUGAUAUUUGGUCCAGAGGGUCAUCACCAUGGAAACCUGGAGAUGAAAUUCCAAGAAGGAGGGUUACACUCAGGAACUCUUUAUAGUUGACAAAAUACUUCACACUGAACAGCCAGCUCUAGAGUGCCUCCAUAAUAGUAGCUUUGAAAGGGACUGCCUGUGGUGUAUUAACUCAUAUCACAGGUGCCACACAGGUGCCACAUGCUCUUGUCAUGGCAUUGAAGAGUGAUACUGUAUGAGGACUGUAACCCAUUGGGAUCCUGAGUGUUCCUCCCUUAUGAAUUAGUCUCUAGGGAAGGGAGCGGGAUGUAGCACCCUUUCACUUCCCUGCACCUCCCCAGCCCACCCCCGUCUCUCUGUGCAGACAUCGGUGUUGUAAAAAUUAAAUGGUUGUUUCAUUAAAACUGACCACUGGAGGUUAACAGUGACAGAGUCCUGGUGUGUCAUUACACAGGUUCAAGAUAUAGUUCGUCACCAUCUGUUGGUCACAUGAUUUUUACAAUUAUUAACAUAGGUGCAGCCAUUGUAAGAAACCUGGAUUAUUUUCAUCCACACCAUCUGAAUAAUAGAGUAUCAUCUCUUACAGUCCACAUUAACAUCAAUAUUAUUAGACAGUGUUUCCAUAUAAAGUAUACUUUUUAUACAAAUCAUAUAUUAUCACAGCUCUCCAACCACUCCAGGAUU